Molecule: messenger RNA, 643 nt
Organism: Paramecium pentaurelia
Lineage: Eukaryota; Ciliophora; Oligohymenophorea; Peniculida; Parameciidae
Source: the annotation of a GenBank genome assembly
AUGCACGAUUAUAAGUAUCCAAAGAUUGAUGCCAAGCAUUUUCAUUAUCACAAUGAUGGCACUGGAAGGUUAGAUUAAUAUAAGAUUUUUAGGGAUCAGUAUGUAAAACAUACAAAUGGUGGUUUAUUGUCUCAGAAAAUGAUAAGUUCACUCGAUUUAUCUCCAAAGGCUGAUUACACAAAGAUGAUAUUUCCAAAAAGUGCAACAAAGUACAAUGAAUUGUAAUAACUUAGUUCUCGAAGCAGAGGAUUACUUCCACCUUAACAUUAAAGAAUCCAACAUUAUUUUGGAGAUGGAAAAGGACGAGAUUAUUUUGUAACGAUUAAUGAUGGUGGAUAAGUGAAUUUAAAAAGUUGGAAAGAUCAUCCAGAUGAAGCAUUUCCAGCUUAAUUACGAAAAUAUGGAAGAGAAUACUCACAACCUGACUGUGUUUAGUACUUGAUGUCAAAUAAUACAAAAUUAUAAUAAUUGACACAAACCAUGAGAUUAAGAUAGAGUUAAUUUACUAAGCAUAUUAGUGUUCCUAAGAAGCAAUCUACCCCUUAAUUAUAGAGCUUUAUGCCAGAUUUGAAUGAAGGAGGAAAGUAUCAGACAUACCAAAAACUGAAAUACUAGAGUAAAGCAUGUUCUUUUGCAGAAUGAU